AUGGCUCUUGAAGAGGAUCAACAGCAGCAGAAAUUCUGGCUUAAUUUAGCAACAAAGUAUCCUGAAGUAGUUUUGUGUGUUGGAAAAAUAUGUUUUGGUGAGAAAGCAAGAAAAAAGAUGCCAAAAAAUUCCAAACAAGACCAAAAAUACACCCUUGCCCGUGCAGUGUGUGCCUUGCUAAACUCUGGAGGAGGUGUCGUAAAAGCAGAGAUUGAAAAUGAAAACUACGACUUAGAGAGAGAUAUGAUUGGACUAGAUUUAGAAGAGACGUUUCGGUCUCUUCUUUUGUUUCCAGACUGGAGAAAAUACCUGGACUUUGAACAGCGAGAUAAUUACCUAUUGAUUUUUAUUAAAACCUGGAGCAGGAAACAUGCAUCUUUAACCUCUACAAGUUCAAAUCCACGUAUCUGUAGCCUGGGUACUGGGCUGUACACAAAAUGUGGUGCUUCUCUUUCCCACAUGAGCCCUGUUGAAGCUUUUGUGUUCCUUAAAGGAAAGCAAGAUGAAGCCAGGAGAGAGCGUAGCCCAGGAACACCUGCUAAGAACAGGAAGACAAGGGCUGUUGAAGGAGACACAGUUAUUAGAAAUAAUACUGUUGCCCAGUUGUUUGAUAGGGACCAGCUGCGACAUGGGGAGACAUUGACAUUCACAGAGUCAGGAGAUGUGGAAUUUAAACACUAUUCAACUGAAAAAUUUUUGACUCGUGUCAAAGAGAUGUUACCUCAGUAUAUCGCUGGAUUUGCAAACACACGUGGCGGGUAUUUAUGGAUCGGUGUGGAUGAUGACAGCAGAGUGCAGGGAUUCAGCAGUGAUGAUGAGGAACUAGAAAAAUUAAGUCUCCUAAUCAAUUCCAUUCAAAACAAAUUAACCCUCUUCCAUUUCUGCGGGAGUGGAUAUACACACAACCUAAGGUAUGAACACAAAAUCUUCAAAGUGUACCGCCAGGCUGGAGAUCACUGUGGCUACGUCUGUGCUGUGAAGAUUCAGCCAUUCACUUGCGUCGCGUUUUCCGAAGACCCGGACUCAUGGCUGCUGGAAGGCAGCACCAUCAGGAGACUGAGAGCGGACGAGUGGGCUGCGAGGAUGACCGCUGCCGAUCCAGAUCUUUCAAAGUUUUCCGAGACCUUUAGGCUAGAGCUCAGUCUGACAGAGGGGCCACCUCUUGCCAAGCCAGUUUAUUCACACCGGGGCCUUGACAACGUUGAUGAUCUUUGUAAGCAACUGUUUCCAGUGAAAUCCGACAAAGUAAUAUAUACUCCAGAAAAACUCAGCAAAGAUCUCUUCCAAGAGCAUCCAGGGUUGGAUAUUUUAAUGGAAAAUCAACGGAAGCAGAUUUCUGAGGGAGUUCUGAUAUUUUCCAGAAGCUGGGCUGUUGAGGUUGGCUUGCCAGAAAACCAAGACAUCAUUUGUGAUGUUCUCCUAAUAGCCAAGUAUAGGCCACCUAUCCUCUAUACAAUCUGUAAGCAUCAUGUCUCAGAGGAUGUGUUUGAAUACUCAAGACGCAUAGCCUGGAAGCUGAAGGAAAAAUUAGUCAACACUGGGGGCUAUAUUCACAAAUUGUGUAUAAUACCAAAGGUACUGACUUUGCCUCCUGGAAUUACCUGUGGAAAAGAAUGGGAUCUGAAUAUUCAAGAGAUGUAUCCUCAAAACUACAGCCUAAUCAACAGUGUCAACUUGAAGGCCCUCUUGCGUGCUCUCACAGUAGCUCUGCUGACUUUUAAGUCCUUUUUAAGUGACCAUGUUGGUUCUGAGUUUUUGAACCUCUUGACUGUCAAACAAUACCAGCUGCUGUCAGAAAAUCUUCACAAAACUAAGAAGCUGUAUGUUUAUGGUCUACCAGGAACAGGGAAAACUAUAGUGGCCCUGAAGAUCAUAAAGAAAAUAAAAAUUAUGCUGCAGUGCACACGAGAAGAAGUUCUUUAUGUAUGUGAGAACCAGCCUCUGAGAGAUUUUGUGCAACGGAAAAACAUUUGCCAAGCUGUGACGAGAGUAGCCUUUUUGAAGGCCAGCUUUAAUGAUGUGAAGCACAUAAUAAUUGAUGAAGCACAGAAUUUCCAAGAUGGGGAAGGUGAUUGGUAUAACAAAGCCUUGAACAUAACUUCAUCACCGAAUCUCCCUGAACCUGGCUUUUUCUGGAUUUUCUUGGACUACUUGCAGACAAGUCACUGCUUCUCAACUGGUCUUCCAGAAGCAACAUGGCAUGAUCCUGUUGAGUCGUUAACCAAAGUUGUUCGUAAUGCUAACAGUAUCUAUAGCUAUCUAAGAGAAGAAAUGGAAAUGAUUAACCGCUCAGAAAAGUUACCAAACAUAGGCAUCCAGUGCUAG
Molecule: messenger RNA, 2325 nt
Organism: Opisthocomus hoazin
Lineage: Eukaryota; Metazoa; Chordata; Aves; Opisthocomiformes; Opisthocomidae
Product: schlafen family member 13
Source: RefSeq, a predicted model, not a curated record